Molecule: messenger RNA, 1173 nt
Organism: Protopolystoma xenopodis
Lineage: Eukaryota; Metazoa; Platyhelminthes; Monogenea; Polystomatidea; Polystomatidae
Source: the annotation of a GenBank genome assembly
AUGCAAUCACACUCUAGAACGAGCAUCAACAUGGCAAGAUCAAAUCCCAAUAGAUGUAACGAGUCAGUUGUUGGGCCGCAUCCACUCCGACUUUACUCAUCGCCAAGCAGGUUGGCAGUAGUACAAGCAGCCGCUUUAGUCCACUUCACGGCACGAGCACUCUUCAGUGGCUCUUUUGUUGUUAAUAUUGCAGCGAUGUUACGCUUGCUCUGUAUGUCCGCGCCUCCUUCAGUCGACUGUAGCAUGGGCCGGUUGUGCAAAUCACUGAGCAACUUGUGGCCGAAUACCCGUCCGGGCAGGAAAGGGGGCUUUUUCCGUGUCACGAAAAAGCGGACAGAGCUGAGUCGAUGCGGGCGGACAACUAUGCGCGCAUGUAGCGCGUUGUCGCUUUCAAUAGCCUUUGUCGUCUCCAUCGUCCGACGUAGUGAUACGUGCAAUUACAGGCCACCCGGGGCGCAAUUAUAUCUGCCUCUGGUGGCGUCUGAAAGAGUUAGCAUUCACUUCUCGCAUUGUUCGGUCACUUUCUAUCACAAUCGGUCGUCUGCCUCGUUUCGGUCAUCUCUAACUUCCAAACCCCCUCCCCCACCUCCCUCCCAGUCGGACAAGCGUGGGCAUGAGGCGUCCAGUUGUCGCCACUACCGGUCGGCCGCCCGCCCCCUUUCAGUUGGCGGGGUUUACCGUGUGACACUCGAGUCUAGUGUUGCCAUCCCAUUCUCAUAUUUUGUCCCACCUGCUCUUCACACUGGCUCUGAGGCGCUCGAGGGGCCUGCAAAACUUUCCCACCUCGGGGACUCGCGUAAACUCGCGUCUUCACACACUCGGGGUAGGUGUUAUAUGCGAGACGGGCGCAAGAUGCAACGCCGGUCGGUCUGCGAUCGUAAUUUCGCAGUUGCCAUGGCCUCACCUCAACACUCAUACACGCACACCCGCCUCGAGGUUUGGACGGCCAACAAUUUGAGUCCGGCUCGCGCCUCUGCAACCUGGCCAGGCCGGAAUUCGCGUCCGGGGCCUGUACUUUCUGGCUCAGCCGUGGGCCCCGCAACCGGGACAAGCAGAUCAGCCACGUGGUUCCGGGGUCUGAUCUCUCUGGUUUUAGGCUUGUAUGUGCCGGUUCGGCGGCGUGCGAUUGCAAGUGUCAUCGAGUCUAGCAACAGGUUCGCCUUGACCGAAUAG